GUACAUAAAUAUCCUUUUCUUUAACCAUAAUAUAGUCCUUUUCUCUGACCAUAAUAUAAUCAGUAGGGGUCAACCCUUCCUGUUACAUUUAAAAAAAUGAUGAUGAUUAUAAUACUAACAAAACAGGAGGUUCAUAGGAAAGGUUCCAAGGUACGAAUGCAAGUGACUAAGCUAAUACUUUUCUUUCUCCACUAGUACAUAGAUAUUGUCUGAACAGAGAAACAGUUGAUAGGAUAGCAGGGGACCCUGUAUUAUAUAUGGGCUGGAACUUACCUGCAAGAGCUGACUUGACUUCCCCGUGCCUCGCUUGUUCUGUGAGCCAAGCAAGAACCAUGGCAGGGAGGCACACUUCACACACAAUGGAACACAAAUUGCUCAAAGCUGUUGCCACCGGCGAUGCAGACCUCUUAGCGCAGGCUCUAGGCAUAUGGCCAACAGCAACAGCUGAGCAAGGUGACGUUGAUCAGAGCUGCUGCCUAAAAGGUGUCACAGCAGAGGGCAGCUCUGUGCUCCAUAUCGCAGCCAGCCGUGGGCACCUGAAGCUCGUCGUGAUGAUAUGUACUCACGACAUCUCGCUCAUCAAGUCGAGGAACAAUCAGCUGGACACACCUCUGAUCUGUGCCGCGAGGGCUGGCCAUGCCGAUGUGGUCGAUUACCUUGUCCGUGCUGCUUCAGCCAUGCAAGAACCUGAACGUUCUGUGCUGAGGGCAUGGAAUUCAGGUGGAGCGACCGCGAUGCAUGAGGCGGUCAGGAACGGCUACGCACCGGUCUUGCAGAAGCUGAUGUCGAGCGAUAGCGGACUGGCCACCGCUGUACUUGGCGGUUGUGUCCAACCGGCCAGAUAUGGUUGGCAUAUUGAUCGGAAAAUCUUCUGACGGUGUGAGGUCGCCAGCAAGCUACGCGGGGCCAGAUGGAAAAACCGCGUUGCACGCUGCGGUCUACAUCGGUAAAGAGAAAUGAGCGAGUCCCUGAGGCGCUGGGAGCCAACACUUGCCGAAAAGGUUGACAUCGAUGGAAGAACUGCCCUUCACUAUGCUGUAUUAACUGGGGAAACUGGAUUGGUCGAACUUCUACUGGACAACAGUUCAGCUGCAUACAUUCCAGAUAAUGAUGGCCUAUUUCCUGUGCAUGUUGCUGCUAUAGCCGGCAAGGCCAGUGUUACCCGUAUGUUGAUGGAAAUGUGUUUAAACUGUGAUGAGUUGCUUGACAACAAACAGAGAAAUGUUUUACACUGCGCUGUUGAAUAUGGAAGGUUAAUGGUGGUGUGGUACAUAUGCAGAAACCCAAAGUUCACGAGGUUGUUGAAUGCAGGAGAUUGUGAAGGAAACACACCGCUCCAUCUAGCUGUAAAGCAUGGCAAUGCAAUUAUCAUCUCCUGUCUUAUGAUGAAUACUAGAGUGAAUCUCAGCAUUAUUAACCAUGGGGGAUCAACACCUCUAGAUGUUGCCUUCAACAAGAGCACUCGUUAUUAUUCAUUAUCAUGGCUCUCUAGUACCAGCAUCACCAUGUGCCUACAAGCUUGUAAUGCUUAUACCAGCAGAUUCCUAAAUCGAGCUGAUAAGAGGUUCUUGGAAGACAAGGAGGAAUCAAGCGUUUACACCAAUGUGUCCCAAAGUAUCUUAUGUAUCUCCGUACUAAUCGCAGCAGGUUCAUUUGCUGCUGCUUUCACUCCUCCUGGGGGAUACAUUGCAGACGGUGAGGAUGCUGGCAUGCCAUUGCUCAAAGAAUAUGCUGAAUUCUCGAGCUACGUGGCUGCAAAUAGCAUGUCGUUCUAUUGCUCCACAUUUGCGACAUGUCUGCUUGUGCAUGACAGUCUAACAAAUAGGCGUGUUAGGAACUCCCAACGAUUAUCUCUCAGGAACUGGAAUUAAUCACGAAUUGCGCAUACAAGAUUUCUCAACCCCGAAGG
Molecule: messenger RNA, 1909 nt
Organism: Oryza sativa Japonica Group (Japanese rice)
Lineage: Eukaryota; Viridiplantae; Streptophyta; Magnoliopsida; Poales; Poaceae
Product: protein ACCELERATED CELL DEATH 6
Cellular component (GO): plasma membrane
Molecular function (GO): protein binding
Source: RefSeq, a predicted model, not a curated record